Alosa sapidissima (American shad) is the source of this 3129-nucleotide messenger RNA. RefSeq names its product ETS translocation variant 5-like. The transcript is spliced from 13 exons. The coding region runs from base 248 to 1897 and encodes 549 amino acids. Gene Ontology annotation, cellular component: nucleus. Gene Ontology annotation, biological process: regulation of transcription by RNA polymerase II; cell differentiation. The record is from RefSeq and is a predicted model, not a curated record. Gene Ontology annotation, molecular function: DNA-binding transcription factor activity, RNA polymerase II-specific; sequence-specific DNA binding. NCBI's taxonomy places the organism in Eukaryota, Metazoa, Chordata, Actinopteri, Clupeiformes, Clupeidae.
AGUAUUAGGCACGUCGAGCGGAACGCAGCCUCGUCAAGUCUAUUGGUUUCUUCGCAUCUAUUUGGAAUACAUUUAUUGUGGUUUUUAACUAAUCGAGGGAUAGCGCUGUCAACUGAAGGACGCAAGCAGACAGCUGAGGAGCUUGACCCACACCGAGAGAAGGAGCGAAACCUCCCCCCACCCCCUCACCACCACCUCCUCCUCCUCCUCUUUGCACACGAGACGGAGAAGAGGACAGUUAGCCAUCAUGGAUGGCUUCUACGACCAGCAGGUCCCUCUGAUGACCUCACAGAACAACUCUCAAGUGCAGAACUCUGACAUCCGUCCGCGUGGCGACCGGAAAAGGAAGUUUGCGGACUCUGAGCUUGACCAGGACACUGAAGAUCUGUUUCAGGACCUGAGUCAGCUUCAAGAGAUCUGGAUUGCAGAAGCUCAAGUUCCAGAUGACGAACAGUUUGUCCCAGAUUUCCAGUCGGACAACUUGAUCUUCCACGGGGUUCCCCAGACCAAGGUAAAGAGAGAGCAGAGUCCCUCCAGAGAGCUGUCCCCCUGCAGCCAAACCCGCAGGCUCUCCCCCUAUGGAGAGAAGUGCCUUUACAACUACAGUGCCUACGGCAGGAAGCCCAACACCUUCAACAAGCCUUUGACUCCUCCCUCAACUCCAGUCUCACCAUGCGGCUCCUCCCACACACCAGUGCCACACCCACUCCAGAAACAAAGCCAGCCUUCACAUCACAUGCCCCACCCACUCCAGAAACAAGCCCCGCCCUCGUCUCACGUGCAGCCCCACAGACCUCUGAUGGCACUCCAGGGACAUGUCCAGCAGCAGCAGCACAGGACACACCCACUUCAGCAGAGGACACACCCACUCCAUGGCCAAAGCCCACCCUUUGCUGUGCCCCACCCACCCAUGAAUCACCAUGACGUUUCAUACAGCGCAGAACACAGGUUCCAGAGGCAACUCUCAGAGCCGUGUCGGCCGUUGCCCCCCCAGGACCCCUUCCCGGCGCACUCUGUUGGGGCUGUCCCGUGCGACCCCCACGCGCGGCCACCCUACCAGCGUCAGAUGUCGGAGCCGGUGGACCCCGCCGCCCCGCAGUCCUUCAAGCAGGAGCUGGUGGACCCGCGCUAUGGCGAGCAGGGAGUGGCCCCUCCUGCCCACGGAACAGCCCACAUGCGCCCGCCGCUGUUCCGCCAGGUGUCCAUUAAGCAGGAGCCGCGCGACUUUGGCUUUGACACAGAGGUGCCAAACUGCCAGUCAUCAUUUGUCAAGUCAGCAAACCUAUACAGGAGCAACAGUGAAGGUUUUGUGUUCGAUGGAGACUCUCACCUGUACUAUGACGAUACCUGUGUGGUCCCAGACAGAAUCGAUGGUAAGAUCAAGCAGGAAGGCGGUGUGUUCCGGGACGGCCCGCCCUACCAGCGUCGCGGUUCCCUCCAGCUUUGGCAGUUCCUGGUCACGCUGCUGGAUGACCCCGCCAACGGCCACUUCAUCAUGUGGACCGGACGGGGCCUGGAGUUCAAGCUCAUUGAGCCCGAGGAGGUGGCUCGUCGGUGGGGUAUCCAGAAGAAUCGUCCCGCCAUGAACUACGACAAGCUCUCACGCUCCCUGCGCUACUACUAUGAGAAGGGCAUCAUGCAGAAGGUAAAGGUGGCCGGCGAGCGGUACGUCUAUAAGUUUGUGUGCGACCCCGAGGCACUCUUCUCCAUGGCCUUCCCCGACAACCAGCGUCCGAGCCUGAAGGCCGACGCCGAGAGCCUGCCUGUGCCCGAGGACGACACCGUGCCCCUGUCCCACUACGAGGAGCCUGGCAGCGGACACUAUGGCAACGUGCCCGACACCAGGGACCAGUGCCUGCCCACCAGCCUGUCCUUCCCCGACGGCUAUGCCUUCUAGAGAGGGGGGAGGGGAGAGGGAGACAAGCAAUGAAUGGACGACUGAAUGAACACUCAAACUCAAAACAAAAUGAUGUUUAUCGCUCAAAACCUCCCAAAUUACCAACAUGUGCAACACACACACACACACAUUGCCAACGCUGCUGAGCGGUGUAGAGAUCACUCCUAUAUAUACACAUGCGCGCACACAUACACACACACACAGAGGCAUCGCGAGACUGUAACCCUCAGACAAAGGCAGCUCGGAAGCGGCCCGAUGAAAUCAGGCCGACGUUCCCGCCCUGGACCAACGUUCCGUCUCUGUUUUGAUUCCGAUGUGUCCGAGUUCCAGCUCAAUGGCCUGCCCAUCCUUGGCACUCGCACACCACAGACCUAUCUUAUUCGUUUCCACUUUAUUUUUCUAACGGUUUUAAGCUAAAGGGACCCCUCAUAGUAUUUUCCAGAGAGUUAAAACAAGAAAGUGUUUUGAUUUUAUAUAGGUAUAUAUAAAUGUAAUAUUUUCAGCAAUGCAGAUGGUUAUUUUGUGGACUGUUUCUUCUCUUUGUGUUUGAUUCUGGCUGUUGGCGUGAACCACAGCUGGUCUCUAUGACGACAAAAGUGUUUAUGCUAAAACACGACGACAAACCGCCGCUUUCGACCAGUGACCACACAGCUGUUUAUUCUCGCUGUAACGUUUCUCUGCUUCGUUUUUCUACAUAGACUUGCAGUCAUUUUUAAUUUGGGGGAAGGGGACAGUUUGCUUGAGACAGAGGGUUUAAAAGACUUUUAAAAAUCUAUAAAUAUAUAUGAAUAUAUUUUUGCAAAGUCUUCAUUUUUGUCUGUAAUUGUAUACGCUGUUAAACAGAUGCAUAUUCUGAAGUCUGUGUUCAUGUGUAGCAGAGGCCAAGCUUUUUCCAAGUGAGGAGGGGCAGUAGUGGGUGGAGCUACACACCAGAGGGGUGUGGCUUUCACACAGGUUGAUUCUCAUUGGCUCAAUGGCACUUAAGUGACACCAGUGACGAAAGGGCAGUGUGUGGUGGCAGAUCCGCUCCAUCUCGUCAAACCUGUUGACCUGGGGGCAGGGGUCAGUGUGGACUGUAGUCAUGGGAACAGACAGGGUCCUGUCGUAGUUAUGGUAACAGAUUGGGCCCUGACUUCAGUCCAGUGGCCACAGAGAUCUCCAUCUACCCCACUUCUCAAGGCCUCUGCUGUUUUCUGAAUCUGUACUGAGUACAAUAAACUCCCUCUACACUU